Aspergillus clavatus NRRL 1 is the source of this 180-nucleotide messenger RNA. RefSeq lists its product as uncharacterized. The coding region runs from base 1 to 180 and encodes 59 amino acids. The record is from RefSeq and is a predicted model, not a curated record. The transcript is spliced from 2 exons. NCBI's taxonomy places the organism in Eukaryota, Fungi, Ascomycota, Eurotiomycetes, Eurotiales, Aspergillaceae.
AUGGACGCGGCUGAUCCAUACAACUGGCCCUUCGCUACGGACGCCGGCCCAUCUUUCUCCUCUCGCUACUGCUCAGCUGUAUCUGUAACAUCGGCUGCGCCAGGAGUCCGCGUUGAUUAUCGGAGUCAGCUUCGUUCCGACGGCGCUGUUGCACUGGCAGGGGAGGAGGCUGAGGGGUGA